This is a messenger RNA of Conger conger (European conger), 3600 nucleotides long. RefSeq names its product synapse differentiation-inducing gene protein 1. The transcript is spliced from 4 exons. Gene Ontology annotation, biological process: synaptic vesicle clustering; positive regulation of synapse assembly. Bases 503 to 1264 code for a protein of 253 amino acids. Lineage: Eukaryota; Metazoa; Chordata; Actinopteri; Anguilliformes; Congridae. Gene Ontology annotation, cellular component: postsynaptic density membrane; synaptic vesicle membrane; intracellular membrane-bounded organelle. The record is from RefSeq and is a predicted model, not a curated record.
UCCACAACAUGUAGGCUAUACCCUGCCUCCGUAAUCAAAAACGGCUGUCAUUCAUCAAACCAGCAAUAAAGCUAGAAUGUAAUUAAUAUUUCCUCGGCACCGUGUGCGCAUAAGAGAAAAAAUCGGCAAGAGGAGGGUUUAAUCGAUUAGGGUUUUUGUUUUUCGCGAUAUACAAAUUCGUGGACGUGCAUCGGAACUGUAACAGGGGGUACAACAGAACGGACACUUGGGACUUUGGUGUAACUCUUGAAAAGAAUACGCAGGGUCCUGGUCAUAAACUGGAUACUGCAGAGACAUUCACGUGCUGUUAACUGGGAGAACUGUUACUUGCCGUUCCACUGAGGGCUAGCUAAUGUUUGGCACACGGAAUACUCUUAAGAACGCUCUUUCACCUUGGAAGGAAAGGCCACUCCUCCUCACGCAUGCCUUCCCAAAGACCCCAGUGAGGAGGAGUGGGUCAAAGAGGGGGAUCAACUGAAACAGCCCGCACCCGAGAGCCGGGAUGGAGGGAUCGGCGGAGGGGGAGAAGAGCGGAGGAGGCGGGGCGCCGGGGUCAGGCUGCAAGUGCAACGGGCUGAUCAACACCCGCAACCUGGUGGAGACCAAGGAGGGGACGGUGUACUCGGCCCCCCAGUACCAGGGCCACGUGGUGGUCAGCCUGUCGCCCCAGCCGGAGAGGAACGGGAAGGGCGGGGGGCCCCCCCAGCUCCUCAACCCCAGCACCCUGCCGCAGGCCGUGGACCCCCGCUUCCGGCCCAACCUCAUCCUGUACCCCGAGAACGUGUUCAAGGCCUGGGCUGAGGGGGACUGCUGCGAGACCACCUUCAUCGAGGACCUGUCGCCCCCGCCCACCAAAGACGGGCUGGUGUUCGCCGACGGCAAGUUCCUGGACCUGACAGCCGAGGACGGCAAGAUCCAGACGCUCUCGUACGACGUGGACGAGGAGGAGGAGUUCCAGGAGCUGGAGAGCGAGUACUCAACCGACACAGAGAGUGAGGACAACUUCCUCAUGAUGCCCCCGAGGGACCACCUGGGACUGAGUGUCUUCUCCAUGCUCUGCUGUUUCUGGCCCCUGGGGAUCGCCGCCUUCUACCUGUCGCACGAGACAAACAAAGCGGUGGCAAAGGGGGACUUCCACCUGGCCAGCUCCAGCUCCCGAAGAGCCCUCUUCCUGGCUGUGCUCUCCAUCACCAUCGGGACCGGCAUCUACGUGGGCGUGGCAGUGGCUCUCAUCGCAUACCUCUCCAAGAACAACCACUUGUAGCUCCCCGAACCCCCUCCCCCAGCAGUGGACCAUCUGUGUUCGCGUUUGCUGGUCGGGGCAAGGCAGAAAGAGCAGUCGACAGGGCUUCAGACGAGAGGACCAUCAGGCUGGAAGGCGCAUUUGCGCUCGGACACGCGUUGGGACUUGGGCAUUCGAAUACAGAAGCGCAACAACACUGAACAGGCCUCAACCUCAGAGUCUUCUCAGACAAGAGAGAGUGGAAUCUUCCCACGCCGCUCUCUUAAAAUGACAGAGGUUACGGAGGUUUACCUGAUUAUUAAUACUCGCUUUUUUCACGUUGCAUUUUGUCUGUUGACUCAAUGCAAUGUGUACUGUAUGUCCAUCGUGGUGCUGGACAGAAGAACAAGGAGACCAUGAGGGCAACUUCACAGGAUUAGACCUACAGGAGUUUGCAUCUUGCUGUCAAUCAAUCAACAGGGCUCAUGUACAGCAUUGUUAUUAUUUGCACACGCUCAGAAGAGGAUUUCAACGACCGCCAAAGUUCUGGGCACAUUUGACCUUUUGGCACCAUUCAUGGUGCUAACAAGACUGCUGAAGCCAGACGUUUCUUUGGGUCUGUAAAGUCUUUUUACAUUUUAUUUUUUAAAUGAAUUGAAAGUAAAUUAUUUGUCUUUUAAGGAAUAUUCAGUGGAUAAAUGUUUGGAGGCUCAAGGCAAAGAGUGUAACAGUAACUUUAUACUGUUAGAGCGCUUGAUAAAGGUAUUCACUCCACCUACAUGGUGUGAACAGGAAGAAUAAUAGACAGUACCAAGGCCCAGUACAGAAGACAGAGUGGCGUGGAGCCAGAGACCACACAGUAUCCAAUACUUUGAAAAGAAAAUAUAUUUUUUCUGACCUGGGAAAAAAACAGAACUAAAGAUAAAAUGCCAUGGGCUUCGCACAAAAGACUAAUCACACAGUAGUAACUGCCACAACUCCAACUCCAGCAGUGCUUUUGUGUAGAAGGCAGGGCUGAGCCAUUAUUUCCUGUCUGACCAUGCUUAGGGGAAAGACUCGUCCGCUGGUCGACAGACAUCAAUCAUGGUCGGACAGUAGCAAGUGCAUCGUAGCAGCUGGACAAACUGAAUCGCCAGGAGUCAAAGACACUGUAGAUACAGUACUAGAGCUGUAAAUACAACAACCUUGUGCGUUUGUUCACACACCUAGCAUAUCUGGGGGGUACGUGCCAAAUAGUGUAAUGACUGGGGCGGCCUGUAGCGUAGUGGUUAAGGUAAAUGACUGGGACACGCAAGGUCAGUGGUUCUAAUCCCGGUGUAGCCACAAUAAGAUCCGCACAGCCGCUGGGCCCUUGAGCAAGGCCCUUAACCCUACAUUGCUCCAGAGGAGCAGGAUUGUCUCCUGCUUAGUCUAAUCCAACUGUAUGUCGCUCUGGAUAAGAGUGUCUGCCAAAUGCCAAUAAUGUAAUGUAAUGUAAAGACUGAAUGUUGUGUCUUUCUUAUUUAGGCCUAUAUGGUGAAAUGCCCAUGGUUAGGUGGAAACCGGCUGAACAUAACUAUCCCGCUCCCCGGGCGAGGUCAGUCUUUCUGCAUUGGAGCGUAUGUCGAAUGUGGCACUCCUCGAAUUUACUGACACGCCAGACAAAACCUUUUUUGGGGAAUUCAAGCAGCCUUGAGUGAGUGCAGUUUCUUUUUUUCUUUUGUAUUUUUCCUUGUAACUGUUCUGUUACAUGCUGUUUUCAGAUAUAAUUGAGACAACAAAACCAGUGAAUUAAGAGAUAGAACAAGUCAGUUCCGGAGAACAUACCAACUGAUCGUUUUAACAAAGAUCUUAUCCUUUCAUGAGGUACUGAAUAAAGCUAAUUAUCGACUCAUGCCAAACUCCUAUGUUAGCAAUUAUUAAGAAUGUUAUCUUAAUUUCUGUUCCAACAAUGCCAAAAAAGAACUAAAAAUGAUUGCAGUUAUACCCUUUUAACAAGAGGUAUACUGCUCCAAAUAAAUACAGCACUGUAAAUUUUGAAACAAUGGAUUUCAACCAAAGUGGUACCAAAUUACACGAAAUACCUGUACAUCGACAUAAUGUGAGCUAUUUAAAAAACAUGAAUUGCAUUUUACUGAGGGUCCAAACUGUGGUGAACUGUGGUUUAAAGUCUGGUUCCGGGUCAGUUCUUGUUUUUGCCCCAGUUCAGACUGGGAAGUUGUAAAUUGAUUGCAAACAAGUUGCAAAUUGAUUAAUUGAUUAAUCCUACAGCAUCGAAGUUGUAGGAGUUCAAGUGAGGAUCUGGAUCCUUGCAUUUACAUUAUAUGCAUAUUUUGUUUAUUGUGACAUGGAGGAAAGUUCUCGUGCAUCAAUAAAUGUUGCUUUGGCAUCUUGCUCAU